AUGGGCCAAAUAAUCCGUCUGAACUACUAUUCCGACAUGGAUGGCGAGCCAGAUCCUUCUGUGGUUUUGGAGAUGCUUGCAAGGCUGGGUCAAACUAUCAUGCGAACGCACGAUCUUGAAAAUACCAAACGCGGACUAGAUCUGGGCUUGAGCCGUGGCUAUUCUGGUUCGCAGGCCGCCAAGCACUUGAUGGGCUUGGCAGCCGCCAACUACGCCGGAGGUCCCGGCCGCAAGAAGAGGGAGCCCAUGAUGACCGAGUAA
Molecule: messenger RNA, 261 nt
Organism: Ctenocephalides felis (cat flea)
Lineage: Eukaryota; Metazoa; Arthropoda; Insecta; Siphonaptera; Pulicidae
Product: diuretic hormone class 2-like
Exons: 3
Coding region: 1-261 (86 amino acids)
Biological process (GO): body fluid secretion
Molecular function (GO): diuretic hormone activity; G protein-coupled receptor binding
Source: RefSeq, a predicted model, not a curated record